Molecule: messenger RNA, 6252 nt
Organism: Engraulis encrasicolus (European anchovy)
Lineage: Eukaryota; Metazoa; Chordata; Actinopteri; Clupeiformes; Engraulidae
Gene: glis1b
Exons: 11
Coding region: 1063-4728 (1221 amino acids)
Biological process (GO): regulation of transcription by RNA polymerase II
Cellular component (GO): nucleus
Molecular function (GO): RNA polymerase II cis-regulatory region sequence-specific DNA binding; DNA-binding transcription factor activity, RNA polymerase II-specific
Source: RefSeq, a predicted model, not a curated record
CACCAUAUAUUUUCCUCCUCGCGUUUUUCCAAAAUUCAUAACCAUAUCAAUCUGUAGGGUGGUGAAUGUGGUGUUUCACUUUGAUCGACCCAUUUAUUAUUCAAGAAAAACAGUUAGUCAUAUUUAAUUAGAAAAUAGGGACAGUCUGUUGACGUUUGGAAUUUUGAGCGUGCAAAGGCAGCCAGCACCAAACUUUAGUUUGUCUUUUUCCUCUUUGAUUAAAAAAGACACAGGGCCUACAGUAAAAAUGACACUUAAUGCCUUACACUCUAUAGGCUGGUUGUAGUUGUAAAUAAGUUAAUUUGAAAUUGUUAUCAGUGUUGUCAUUGGCGUACGCAUUAGGCGUAUUUACGCAUUAGAAGAAUUAGGCUAUUAAAAUAUGUUAAAUGCAUUUUAGAGAGUCUCGAAACAAAACAAGUAAAAGAGAGAAACACACGUCCUUUUCCAUUUAUUUCAAAAGAUGAUAUUUUGAAAUAUUGCUGAGAAUGACAGUGAAGUGGCGGUUUAGGCAAUCCAUCCUCGAGUAAAUAACGCUCCACGGCAUCAUGUGAGGCUAUUCUCGCUCAAUAUUGUGCGGUAGUUUUCUUAAACGCAUGUCAUGCCCUUUUAAAGACGUAGAGUUGAAUCUAACUAUGAAUUCUUUUUGCUCGCACUGGCACCUGUCCACACUACUCGUUUGUCGUCAGCUGUGAACGUUGUAUCGCGCUGUCUACCCAAACUGCUUGUUCGAGUGGUCUUAACGCUCAAUUUACUAAUUUCCUCCCCAUCGCUUUAUCGUCACAUGUGCGCCUACCUCUUUUUGGCUGCGGACUGGCUGUUAAAGAAGUCAAUCAGAAAAAAGCACGGCUGGUGUUUUGGUUUUUCAGAACUGAAGCUCUGAAAACUCAUAAAAAAUUGCGGCCGAAACAAGAAAGGAUGCGGUCGGUAAAUGCGCACGUUCCAACCUUCCUGACGCAGACGUCGAUGCUCACCGCUCAUUCCAAAUCUAAUCUCUUCUAUCAUCCAUUCCAACGUUUAUCAAGGUAGGAGAAAAGACUGUCUGUUUCCUUCUAAAUUGUGGACAUGCACACCGGGAAAUCGGAGCUCCAGAUGCAGAAGACAUCUGCGCUCUUUGGGAUGGUCAGUCAUCACCAAGCCCCAACGUUCAGCGACUUCGCGGGGCUGACUAUCUCCAUGUUCAACAGCAAAUCCGAGAUCCCAUCCAAGCGCCUCGGGAGUGACGACUGUGUUUCCCAGCCAUGCCGAAGUCCGGAUCAGAGCGCAGAGCACGGCCACGGUACGAGCAGUGCCAUGCGACUGGCAGUCCCGUCAGAGCGCUUUGGAGCUCAGGAGAAACCUCAAGCGCAUCUGGCGACCAAAGGACAGACGGCGUACUUUUCCCUCUCCACCGCACAAGUGAAUGGAGGAUGCGGCGCAGUUGUCGGUGGCUCGUUUUGCCCAGAGAAGGCCAAUGGCCUGGACCUCCCCGGUGACGAUGACAGCUUACUGAGGUGCGGGCAGAGCCACGCCAUGGGGAACAACAGUGGCAGUGGCAGCAGUGGUGGCGGCCCACAGGCUGGGCAGUACCAACACAGUGCCCACUGCAACCCACCCACACAGACUCUCCUCUCUCAGGAGGCACAGCACUCGGCUGACGGCAGGUCUAGCGGCUUUCAGCACGGUCUCGCCUCGCCCGUCUCCUCGCUGGACUCUGGAGGUGGCAUCGGCGCAGGAGGAGGAGGCUUGAACAAGGUGGGCCCUCUCCCGCUCUCCUACGCCAUCAAAGAGGAGGCACCGCUGGGAUACAACAACAACAGCAACAACAACAAGGUUGUGUCGGGUAUGGGUCUCUCGUUUGGCGGUGUCGGGCGAGCCGGGAUGGGGACGGGGAUGGGGAUGGGGACCGGGGUGGGUCUAGGACGGUGUGCCCCCCACCAUUCUGCCGACAUGGAGCAGCCCCUGCACGGCGGGACACAUGCGGGGGCGUCGGCGAAUGUGUCGUCAGCGUCGACUGCAGCGGCGGCGGCGGCGGCGGUGACGGCAUCCUCCUACCCGUUUAAUAAUGAAGAUGACUCCGCCUCCCCGCUGGCGUUGUCCCUGGGCGGUGCGCGUCAGUCGGCAACGCGCCUGCUCCACGCCGCAAGCAGCAGCCUGAAGAGACGUUGCCGCUCCUCCCUGGCCUCCCAGUCAUUGUCCUCCGCCGUCGCUGCCGCCGCCGCCACCGGGACUGCCGCCGCUAGCGAGGGCAUCGAUAUCACCGCCAUCAUCUGCUCCUCGCAGAUGUCCGUGGUGGCCGCCUGCGCUGUCAACGGCUUUCGCUCCUCAUCCGUCAACCACUCGCCCCCCAUCUCCACCUCCUCCCCGUCAACCUCCUCCUCUUCCUCGUUCACCUCCUCCUCCUCCUCUCUCCUGACGCUCUCGGGCUUCCGCUCGGCUCCCCUGAAGCACCAGCUGCCUCCUCCUCCUCUUCCUCCUCCGUCAGCGUGCCAUCCUCUGCCUCCUCCCGCCUCCUCCUCCAGCCCCCGACCCCUGCAGGAGAGCUGCCAGCUGCCCUCGCCUGCCAACUGCCUGUUGGCUCUAUCAAACGCCUCUUCCUUGUCGUCCGCAUCCUCCUCGUCCUCGUCGUCAGCGUCGUCUUCCUCUUCGGCGUCGUCGGUGGAGCCGGAGCCCAUGCAGCAGGGAGGUGGCGGUGGAGGAGGUGGGGGUGGGGGAGGUGGUAGUGGGGUGUCGGUGGAGGGUCUGGGUCUGCUGAUGGGAGUUGGGAGUGGGUGUGUGUGUGGAGGUGGGGGUGGGGGUGGAGGGGGUCUCCACCAGGGUGUAGGAGUAGGAGUAGCAGGGGGUGGUGUAGGGGAGGCCGGGUCUCUCCUGGAGGGUUGCCACAGAGCGGGCGGUGUCCUCGGCCCCGGUGGUGGAAGCCUCGGAGCGCUGAAACAGGAGCCGCUGGACGACUUCUCUCCCGGCGGCAACACCGAUGACGAGCUCUUUCACCACCAGCAGCAGCAGCAGCACCAUUACCUCCACCACCAUCACCACCACAACCACCACCACCAUCAGCUGUCCUCCUCCUCCACCUCCCGAGGCCACCACCACCCCCAGCAGAACCCCCGGCACCCCCACCAUCACCACCACCACCACCCUCAUCAUCACUCCCACGGAGCCCCCUCACGGCAGGCCAUGCCCCCUCCCUACCACCUGCACCAGUACGCCGGGACUAGCCCAGGGACUCUGCUCCACCUCCAGGCCCAGACGACGACAUCCGUCAGCUCGGCCCUGGGGCCCAGCACCACCACCCCCAACAACAAGCCUCUUCCAGGGCUCGGGGGCCUGGCGUCAAGCUCCGGCAGCACCAACGGCGCUGGUACCGUCGGCGGCGGUGGUGGAGGCGAACGGGAGGACGCGGGCUCGGUGUUCGGGGACAAGCAGCUGUGCCGCUGGAUCGACUGCAGCGCCGCCUACGAGCAGCAGGAGGAGCUGGUGAGGCACAUCGAGAAGGUGCACAUCGACCAGCGCAAGGGUGAGGACUUCACCUGCUUCUGGGCCGGCUGCAUCCGCCGCUACAAGCCCUUCAACGCGCGCUACAAGCUCCUCAUACACAUGCGCGUGCACUCGGGGGAGAAGCCCAACAAGUGCAUGUUUGAGGGCUGCAAUAAGGCCUUCUCCCGGCUGGAGAACCUGAAGAUCCACUUGCGGAGCCACACGGGAGAGAAGCCGUACCUGUGCCAGCACCCCGGCUGCCAGAAAGCUUUCAGCAACUCCAGCGACCGCGCCAAGCAUCAGCGCACACACCUGGACACUAAACCAUACGCAUGCCAGAUUCCUGGGUGCACCAAGCGCUACACGGACCCCAGCUCCCUCCGCAAGCACGUCAAGAUCCACUCCGCUAAAGAACAACAGGUGCGUAGGAAGAUGAGGCCGUGUCCGCACCUGGACUCUGACGUCCUGUCCGACUGCCUGUCCGUCCAGCACCUGCACGGCUCUGCCCCCACUCAGCACCUCCUCUGUCCCCCCGGCACCCAGCACAUCUCCCUCAACGGCAAAGAUGGACGCUCCCCUGGCCUGGCACAGGACAUCUUCACAGGGCUGUUCACUGGCUCCAGCACCCCGCAUCAUGGAGCCACGGUGGAGAUGCUCUCCCCCGGCACCGGCCCCGAUCUGCCCCAGCGCCAGCAGCCCGGUCCCCGCAUGGACCGCGACGUCAGCAGCCCGCAUCCCCAUCCCCACCCCCAUCACCUCUCCCCUCUGUCCGGCAUGGAGAGCACCAGGGAGGGCAUGCCAGGACCACUGCUGUCUCCGGGCCUGGGCUCCAUGAAGAGUACAGCCUCCCCCCCUCCGUCUCUGGAGAAGCAGACACUCAACUCUAUAGGAAGCCAGCAGCAGCAGCAGCAGCAGCAGCAGCAGCACAGUCACACACACCACAAGCCAUACACCAACUUCCACAGCCUGCCAUUCAGUGAAGACUACAGAGGCAACUUUCAGAGCUGUUUCCAUUUCGGAGACAAUUACAGAAUGGACCAAUCCAUCAGCGGGGUUCACCUGGCAGGAGACGCUCACGGCUUCAACUCGCACCAGCACAACGGGUUUCACAUGACAGGCUCAGCCGGCUCCUCCUCCACAGGGUUCAGCCUGGUGCCCGAUAUCCAGAGCUCGGGGUGCCAGUUCUCCCCCGGCCCCGAGGACAGCGUCUUCUUCCAGGUGGGCGGCUUUGACCGCGGCCUCGGCCAGAUGUCCUCGGUGUACACGGAGACGUGAACGUCCAACAAGAGAAAGAAAAGAUGAAGAAAGAAAGAAUACAGCUGGACUCACCAUCCACACUGGCACCAGCUGGGCUUAUCUAACCUGUGCAAUCAGCAGCACCUCUCUCUUCCCACUCUUCCCUUUUUAAAAAAAGUUCUCUACCAGUCUGUGGAAAAGGUUUACAACCAAGCACAAAACACUCACCUCAUACACGAGAGGUAUUUUUAAAAUGAGCCUGUUUUACGGUAGCAAAAGCAGAAAGACUGCUCAAUUGGACAGGUACUGGACUGCAGUUGUCAGUUGAGUCAGCAGGAUGCUUUAAAUGGCUUUCAUUUUGUACUGCGGCUACUACAUCCACACGUCUUGACAUAGGACCCACCCUCUGUCAUCUGCUUUGGGAUAGCUGCAUCUAAAAGCUAUGGAAUUCAGAAUUGUAGCAUCAACUGGGAAACAACUUGGACCACCUGUUUUGUAAUUAUUUACACAUGAUGCUGGCCCCUGUGUUUUAAAGUGUUUUCAUUUUUCUUGUCUCCCUCUGCCCUCAUCCAGUUAUUUGGCUGACGUGUGGAGAAAUAUUUAGAUUUGCCGUGUUUGUCCGUGGAAUCACGCUUUUUUGUUGCUUUUGGGUUUGCUUUGAUAUCAGAGGGUUCAGGACAAAUGGGUGACUUGCAACUUGCAUCGAACAGGAAAUUUGUUCAAGACUGUCCUCUGGUUGUUUUAAGUCUGACAUUCUUAGGCAUCUGAGCAAUCCAUAUCGUCUUUGGCUCUCGCUCAGUUGACUUUGGCAGAGCCUGCUGUAUGAAGGCUCUGGAAUUUUCUUCCAGUUUUCACUUUCAAGGCACGAUUGUAGCAUCUCAUUGCGCAUCGCAGGGGGGUAUUUUAAAGCUUUUAAAUAACUUUUUCUUUCCAGACUUAAACAAGAGAGGACAGUUUUCUUCAACCAUAUCAUCAACUGUAUAAAGUGUACAGUUUGUUUUAAAGUGUUUUCUAUUGUAUUUUUUCCUCUUCACAAAGUUUAAGAAAAUAAAUGACUUCUCAUUUCAUUCAUCUCCGUUGCCCGUUACCACAGGAAAUGUAGACGUGCACUUCUGAUGUGUUUCAUGGACAUGUUGACUACAAACUAAGAUAUACUUCAAGUACUAAUCACAAACCAGGGACCAACUAAGUGUUGGUAAUUUACUCUCAUGGUAAUUGAGCCUAUAGUGAAAUCCCACUCAACUGUGUCUAUGUUCAGCAUGUGUGAGACUGCAGGAGAGGGGUGCAUUCCAUACUUAAGUCACACUCUGACCUCUAGUGGAGUAAUGUUGCAAUAGCACAUUGAAGGGAAACGACCAAUAGAUCCAGAGGUAUGCCAGUGAAUAUUUUAUAUUUUUGUAACCAAUUGGCCUUUUUCACUGUGAAAGACAAGUUUAUUUUUUGAAGCAAAGCAGGACAAAUUUCGUUUCCAUAUAAAACAGUGGAAUGUAAGAUUACAUCUAUGCCACCUUUCCUAUUUUAAUGCAUUGAAUUGAAGGUGUCUAACAUUAUGGGAAAAGGCUA